Eruca vesicaria subsp. sativa (arugula) is the source of this 510-nucleotide messenger RNA. NCBI's taxonomy places the organism in Eukaryota, Viridiplantae, Streptophyta, Magnoliopsida, Brassicales, Brassicaceae. The record is from the annotation of a GenBank genome assembly.
AUGCCAAGAAGGCAGAAGAAAACGGCUAAGGUGGUUACAGGAGUGAUGGCACUGUGCAUGGUUGCUUACAUCGCAGGACCGUCUCUGUAUUGGCAUCUUAACGAGACCAUUGCAGAGUCUCUCCACUCUUGUCCUCCUUGUCUUUGUGACUGUUCUUCUCAGCCUCUCCUCUACAUCCCUGAAGAUUGUAUGAGACGAGAGGAAGGGAAUGAAGAGAACGAGAGUAGUUUCACGGAUAUGGUGGCUGAAGAGCUGAAGCUGAGAGAAGCACAAGCACAAGAAGACGAAUGGCGUGCAGACAGGUUGUUGUUAGAUGCUAAGAAAGCGGCGUCUCAGUAUCAGAAAGAGGCUGAUAAGUGCAGCAUGGGGAUGGAGACUUGUGAGCUAGCAAGAGAGAAGUCAGAGGCGACCUUAGACGAGCAGAGAAGAUUGUCUUACAUGUGGGAGCUUCGAGCUCGGCAAAACGGAUGGAAAGAUGGACCUAACAUUGUUUCCUCUGAUGUUAUCUAA